GAAUUUUGGAACACAGCUGUAAUAUCUGACAGAUGCAAACACACAAAUGUCAAAAAUAAGGGAACGCAACAGGAUGUUUUGUUCGAACGAAAGUGUGCUCGAAUAAAAUGGACGAAACAUGGAUGUGAUUAGGGAACAUUUACUCGUACCAGCAAAAUAUAUGAUACUGACAGAUGGAAGAAUUAGUCUGACAGUUCAUAGGAAUUGGCUUGCUCGAUUACUAAUAAUCGGUCCGUUUGCAUUUAUUAAUCACGAUCGGCUGUCCAGCGAUGAAAUCGCGGCGCAACCCACUCUCGAUGAAUUGGGCUGCGAGUGGCUCAGAAUUUAUGCAAAAGUAUAUGUAAAGCAGCACAAACAUGCGAUUCCACUACCAAGAGGAAGACCUCCUAGUAGCGUAAAGAAUCAGGCGGAAUUAAUGUUUUCGCAAUUACUGCAUUAUGUAGCUGAAACCAAUUAUCGGAACCUAUGGAAAGAAUCGUACAAAAAAUAUUACAAUCCCUGGAAUUUUGUUGAACAACGAGAACAGUCUAAUAUUACCGCUAAUGUGAGCGAUACUGCCAUUAUGCAUGAAGUAAUAAAUAGAAUGUAUAGCUGUACUUUGAUACAAGUGCAACAUGGUACCGUUUUAUCAGUGUCAAAUGGAACGUUGUCCGAAACACAUUGCAAUUUAGUCCCAAUUCAUUUUGUUGUAGAAACAACAUCUGCUUUUAUAAUGUUUUAUGAGCAAACUGCCAAUUAUUCACUUCGCGAAUGUGUAAUGUACAGUCCAGCUGCUCUCAAUACCAGUCACGGAAAAGCAUUGUUUAUAGUUUAUCAAUUGCUGAGAUUAUCCAGAGAUUUGCACGAUCUUGGUCUUGCGUUAGGCGAAAUUACGCUCAGUGAUAUAUUAGUCACAGAAAAUUUUACUAUUCAGGUAUUGCCAAAAUUAAGCGAUAAUAUUUAUCUGAAGCCUGAAGAUGAGUGUAGUAAAGAGAAAAGUCCAACUAAUGACGUUAUCUGCAUCGAUAAAAAAAAUAGUGUAUCUCGGUUGAAUAAUAAAGAUUUUGGUUUAAAUGAAAGUAUUGAGAAAUUAUGCGAGAUGUGGAUCUACAACUGUAUUAGCAAUUUUGAUUACUUAACUGCGUUGAAUAAUUUAGCCGGUAGAAGAUACGGCGAUCCUAGUUGUCAUCACGUUAUGCCUUGGGUAACAGAUUUUACAUCGAGAAAUGGUGGAAACUGGAGAGAUCUAACAAAGUCGAAAUUUCGGUUGAAUAAAGGAGACAGACAAUUGGACCUGACAUUUGAUUCGCAGUCAACUGAGGUUGGACAUCACGUCUCGGAUGUUUUAUCGGAAAUUACGUAUUACGUGUAUCUUUCACGUCGAUAUAAUAAAUCUGUACUCUGUAAACACGUACGACCUUUAUGGGUGCCUGGAGAAUAUCCAGCUUCGAUUCAGAGAUUAUACGAUUGGAGUCCUGACGAAUGUAUACCACAGUUUUUUACUGAUCCUAAUGUAUUUAAGUCUAUUCACGAAGAUUUGCCAGAUUUAGAAAUUCCAGCGUGGGCAACCUCUCCAGAGGAUUUUAUUGAAAAACAUAGAGAAGCAUUGGAAAGUUUUCAUGUUUCGGAGAGAUUACAUCACUGGAUAGAUUUGACUUUUGGUUACAAAUUGUCCGGUUCCGCCGCGGUAAAAUCGAAAAAUGUUUGUCUACAGUUAGUUGACAAUCACACUGACUUGACUCAUUCUGGAGUUGUACAACUUUUUACACAACCGCAUCCACAAAAAAUAAUUCCAUCUCCAUAUUGGGGUAAAGUGCCACCUCGUCUACGAUCCGUGAACAAAGCUAAGAAUGACCAAGUGAUUAGAAUUAGCGACGAUGAAGAUCACAGUUCUGGCGUCGAGGAAGAAGAAUUGCAACCGGUGACGGCAGCUACGGCAUCGAGGUCAUCACCUCUCGUACUGAGUCGCCUGUUGAGUCGUUCCAGAGGUUCUUUGCUUUCAGAGGAUAAUGUUAAAUCGGAUAAGUCCGUUAAUCAACCUAUUGUUCUUCCAAAAGAUUUCAAUCCCGUUGCGGCGAUCGUGCAAGUAGAAACUAUGCACGCUUUCAUGAACAAAGUCAAUCAUCGAGUUUACAAACCCUCAUUAGCGUCGCACGAUUUGUCCACCAAUUACAAACAAAUUGUAGCUAGUGGACGUAUCAAAGAACAACAAAUACUUGGUUGUCUGAUAGUAGAGAUAUUUCUAGCUGGCAAGUUUCGCGCUACAUGGAAUGUUGAAAGAAUGUCGUUCGCGCAAAGACUCGUUACGUGUUUAAAUACCUUGAAAACAUCAGCGGAUCAUUUACCGAAAUGUAUACGAAACAUUGUGACUUUGUUACUACAGACGGACAUUGUACCAAAGAGUUACAACACCAAUGACAUUUCAACGGUAAAUGAGAUACCAUUUCGUUAUCCAACGAUAACGUACAUGGGUCUUCCACCACCAUCCGCGCAUCAGUUUCUUCAACCGAUAUUAUCUGGCAGUUUAUUUCCGUUCUCCAAAUAUUAUCGAUACUUAUAUAACAUUGUAGAAAUGUUGCAAGAAUAUAACGGCUUGAUACGGGAGUUGAAUUCUAUCAUAAAGACUGAGGAUGAUGUGGAUUUUGUAAUUAAAACAAAAACCAAGUAUUUGUGUAAAAUCAGUGAAUGUAAAGUAAAAGCAAUCGCGAGGGAACUGGAACGAUUGUUACCUUACACCGGCGGAGCUAAAGAAGCUACUUUGCAAUUAAUAGUUCCUCACAUAGUACAAAUUAUGGAAGAACCUUAUAGCGCGGUAUUGGCGGUAUGGCAUCUCUUUGAUCCUAUCGCAAAAACAUUGGGACCAAAAGAUACGGCCGAUACGUUUCUCUCGUCUAUUAUAAAAUUGUACGAGAAUGGUUCUAUUAUGGAUACCGCAUUGUACACUGAUAUAUUAAGUGCGGGAAUACUGGCCAAGUUUCGAACCACCCGAUUGUAUCACAGAACUUUUCUACUGAAAUUGAUGGUCAGGCUAGGGUUACGAAGAUUUUUAGAGUAUUUUGUAAACCCUUUGGUAGAAGCGGUAGGAGGAUACAAAGAUUAUGUACAGGGUUCGCUCGGUACAUGCAGAACUGGGAAUCUCAAAAGCUGCGAUUUAAGUGGGCCGUGCAGUGACGGGGAAGGUAUUUUAUCUCCGUUGGAUGAAGAUUCAUUUGCGGACACUGAACACAACGUUGCUUCAUUUUCUGAACCAACGACCAACGAGCGUACAUCUGAUAUGACAACCGAUAAUAAUGUUGAAGAAGUAUUUGCCAUGGAAACUGAAGAUAAUUCAUGCAUUUCUUUAAAUAAUACCUGUACGCCAUAUGAUAUCGAAUUACCGAUAGAUCUUAACAUCAACGACGAGUUGAUUGACGAUGGAAAUAAACAUUCGCCUAGUGAUUCGGCGAAAUCGCCAACAAUUCCAAUACCAAAACAAUCAAGUACAGUCAUUGGAGCUAAAUCAGUAACCGAGUUUAGUAGCAUCGGUUGUAACGUCGGUAGUAAAACGUCCAGUGAGGAUUUCGCUUACAUUGGUGUGUACACCGCGAAUAUUCAAGCUGGUAGUAAUCUUUCUGAAAAUAUAUGUUCUGCGGAAACGAAAGAAGACGAUUCUGCUACGAGCGAGCUUGAUCACGCGUACGAUGUUAUCAAAUAUGAGGAGGAUCAAUUGGAUCCUAUCUAUCGAAGAUCUGUUCCGAGCGAAUGCACCAUUUCUGAGAUGAGUGCGCAAUCUGUUAUUUGGCUGUCCCACAGACUCGGUCCGGUGCUCACAGCGCGACACUUGUCGCGAAAUCUUUUACGAAUGCUCACGCUGUGUUACGCUGGGAAAGAAAAUUUAACACCGAUUGAUAAAAAUAAUUUUGCGUCUUUUGAAGAUAUUACAAAACCGAUAUUAGCUGGUGAUCAAAAUGCCGUUAAAGUUUUAGAAUGUCUCACCACUAUUGCCGGAUUAUACGGAGAACAGAUUAUACUGCUACAAUAUUUUGCACAUAUGGUCGAAUUGUUGGCAUUGUGCAAGAGAAAGCUGACGCAGAAUUUAGAAGGAGGUCUAGUCUCGUGUUUGGCUUUAUUGAAUCACAUCACAGCGUAUCUUAGCGAUUCUACCGUGAUGGAUGUACUUCAUGAACCGAUAGUGAAAUCUAUACUGCAUCCCACGGUACGCAUAUUGUCAACCGCGAGAUUUACAUUUCCAAACGGAGCUCUCGCGCGCAUUGCCUUGGCUGAAAAAUGCUUGGAAGCGAUGUUCACUCUUGGCUCACGACUGGGCAGUGUAAUUACGAAAAAUCAUCUAAUAGUGCCAAUUCAACGUUUUUUUCUUGCCUUUGACAAGGUUUUCAGUAAAAGUUCAAGUACCGAAGGUCCGUCGGAUAAAUUUGAACAAAAAACAACUUGCGACCAUUUUGCACGGAUGAAAGCUGAAGGUGGAUCUGAAAUCUAUGUAUGGAAUAAACUUGAUACAGAUGUUGCAGAUUCGUACUCUCCUCCAGUUUUAGAAAAUAGUGACAUAUCGAAUUUGCAAAAAAAUAAAGCGUUCGAAGAAUUACAAGCUGUGUUCACCGCUGAGUUUGCUCACAAAGCAUAUAUGCUUUUUUAUAGAUGUGUUGACAAUGAGGUAAUGGAACAAAUACUGAAAAAUCAUGAGCACAUACAGCAACUGUGUCGUAAUUACGAGCAAGAAAGAGAUACAAUUUUGCUGAAUACAGAUAAUGUGGAAAAGUACAGCGUAUUGGAUCGCGAGGAAACUGUAGACCCGGUUGACAAAGGUGUUUGUAGUUUCGGGAAUAUCUCUGUGAUAGGAAAUAGAUUCGAAAUACAAACAGAUGACUCUAGAUCUCAAUCGGCGGCAACAGAGACUAGCGGAAAUCGCACCGAAGCUUCAGCAACCGCUGGCAGACAGUUACGCGGUAAUUGGCUGGCCUAUUGGGAGCAUGAGAUCGGAAGACCGGAAAAAGAUACUGUACUCGAUAUAAAGCAAAUAAAGCUCCAAACUUUCAGUGGCCAUGCGAACAGUAUAAGAUGUCUUUAUGUAUUAGACAAUGAAAACAGCUUUAUAAGCGGUGGUAGAGACAAAACUGUGAAAUUAUGGAGUUUACGAAGCCAGGGUGAUGGGAGUACAAUUUCAUCAUGUCAAUACACGUAUACCGGACACAAAAAGUCGAUUCUUUCGCUUACAUUCCUAGAGUCUUUACGAUACGCGGUGACAUGCGAUGGUACUGUUCAUUGUUGGGAUCCUUUCAUGGGUUCGCUUCUCGGGUGUCCGGAGAGCAGUCGUCCUGCUCCUGUAAACACAUUAGCUCCGAGUCCUUCCCCGUCUACAACUCUUCUCGUUGGGACAACAGAUAUUACCGUUCGAGUUAUUGACUGUCGAACAUUCCAGUACGUUAAUGAAAUGAAAGUUUCUAUGAACCCAACUGGCUUGAUUAGAUGUAUCGCAGUGUCGCGUAGCGGUAAUUGGGUUGUUUUGGGACAAGCAUCAGGCUUUUUGACGAUACUAGACACUCGUACCGGCCUGAUUAUUGCUUCUUGGAAAGGACACGAGUGCGAGAUACUGCAGUUGGAAGUCAUAAAUGAAACUACUAUAGUUAGCUCAUCGUUAGACCAAACUAUUGCUGUGUGGAGUGCAAUAGACGGAAAACUGAAAUUUCACAUCAAGGGUGCUACAGAACCUGUUCAUUGCAUGGCAACGUACGAACAAGAAUUAGUCAUAGGAACAACAGCGAAUCGGAUUGGCGUGUACACUGCUGUAGAUGUGGCUGCUUCAUUCUCUUCAUCUAAAUUAAAAUCUGAUGCUUUCAAAGGUGUUCUUACCGCCAUGGCUGUCCUUCCUCUUAAUCGACUGCUAUUGUUAGGCGCUGACAGUGGUGGAAUAACAUUGAUGUGUUGAGAAAAAGAAAGCGUAUGUUUCAGAUGUACCAUUCAAUAUAGCUGAUCUUCCGGUUCGUCGGCCGUCGAUUCAGGACCUUCAUCCCGAGAAAGAUAUUUUA
This is a messenger RNA of Pseudomyrmex gracilis, 6002 nucleotides long. RefSeq names its product WD repeat-containing protein 81 (gene Wdr81). Gene Ontology annotation, cellular component: mitochondrion. Gene Ontology annotation, molecular function: protein binding; phosphatidylinositol 3-kinase regulator activity. NCBI's taxonomy places the organism in Eukaryota, Metazoa, Arthropoda, Insecta, Hymenoptera, Formicidae. Gene Ontology annotation, biological process: aggrephagy. The transcript has 23 exons. The coding region runs from base 119 to 5902 and encodes 1927 amino acids. The record is from RefSeq and is a predicted model, not a curated record.